UGGUGGGAGUAGCUGGGUGCUUAUUAAUUAUUAAUUAUUCCUUGACUUCCUCCUAUCCUGUCAAGUUUAGUUUGGAGAACUGAGUUUGUUUUUGUUUCUGCUUGAACGAUGGCACCAGUCGUUACACCUGGAGAACCUCGCGAAGGCAAUAAGCCACAGCCUUUGGGAAAUUUCGGCUUAAUAUUCAUCUUUACCACUUUCACAUUGUGCUUGCUUUACUUGCUCUGGCGUCGCGCAAGUGCCUUGCGUGCAGUUGUAUCCCACCAGCUACAAACAUGGACGACGACGGAAGGCCAAAUUCGCCUUUCCGAGGACGACGGUCCAUCCGCUACCGAGUUCCUGGUUGAUGCAGACGACGAAGAUGCAGGGAUAGUAGAUGAUGGUGUGAUCCUGGGUCAGGACGAAGAAUGGUUAAGAACUGAAGGGAAUAAGGGGACUUUCGCCCUACCUUCUGUCCAGGCUGGCUCCUCCGUCGUAAAACGCACGUCACCACUUUAUUUUAUCCCUCAUUUUUGCCAUGGCCUGCCGCUUUUUUAUAUCCUCGAGGACGGUGAAUCCAUAUUAUCUAUUUCCACACGGUGUCGGCUGGUCUUGCUUUAUCGUUUAUCAACAUUUUUCUUCAACAUCAUGCCUUGCUGUCUGGAUUCCAUUCAGAUCCUUGCACGAUUCUAUUUGGACUUGUGGUUUUACUCUAGGCUUGUAGAUGGGCCGCCUCCAUGUGGAGAAGUUUACUGGAACUGAUGUUCAGCGGUCACUUUUAAUCACCCUCGGGCCUCACUCUAGCAGAAUAUUCAAGGACACAGUGAACACACAGACGCCUGGAAAGAGAGCCUCCUCUAUGGGAUCCCCUUUACACUCAGAUUUCUACACUAGUGCGUAAUUUCUGCAUCUA
Messenger RNA from Suillus paluster, 892 nucleotides. RefSeq lists its product as uncharacterized. The coding region runs from base 109 to 741 and encodes 210 amino acids. NCBI's taxonomy places the organism in Eukaryota, Fungi, Basidiomycota, Agaricomycetes, Boletales, Suillaceae. The record is from RefSeq and is a predicted model, not a curated record. The transcript has 3 exons.